Messenger RNA from Yamadazyma jaroonii, 3303 nucleotides. Lineage: Eukaryota; Fungi; Ascomycota; Pichiomycetes; Serinales; Debaryomycetaceae. The record is from the annotation of a GenBank genome assembly.
AUGAUAAAUCGUAUAUUAAUAGGUUUAGUAGCUGCCUAUUUGUUCAAAGUUGGAAAUUGUGAUGAUGAUGUUACUACAACUAUUACUCACACAAAUUAUAUUACUCCUGACUGGUUUAUGGGAGCCAUUGAAUCAGCAUUAGCUGCAAAUCCAAGUAAUCAAAACAACGGUAUUGAAAUCAAAUUCGUUAAUGGUGAUGUCAGUGCAUCUCCAAGUGUGUCACCAACUGUGAAAACCGUGGUUUCCUCAUCAAAUGUUAAUUAUGCUGUUUCUACAGAAUCCGAAGAAUAUAAUACUGUAACAGAUUGUAAAGAUGGUAUUUGUACUACUCAUCUUAACACUGAAAAAGUUCCUUAUAUUUAUACUACUUGGGCUUACUCCCUUUUCACAACUACUAUCACUUAUGAUGAUGCUGAAACUACCAGUACUCCUACCACAGUUGUUGAUGGAGACACGACCUCCAGUUCAAAAGUCAGAUCAACUAUUUAUGAAUAUGACACUGUCACUGAUAAUUCUGAAGAGUUGAAAUUGAUUACCAAGUCUGCUCCAACAACUACUAAGACCAUUUUCAAAGCUACUGAAACUCCAAAAACUAUUUACACUCCUUCCACCAAAUAUGAAACUGUUCCAACCACCUCAAAAGAUCCUUUGGUUACUGGUUCAGUUGUUUCCAAAUCUAGAUCCAAGACUAUCAAUGAAGAUUUUUCAGAUGUUAAAACCAUUGCUAAACUUCAAUCAAGUUCAAGCUCAAACUCAAAUUCAACCUAUGUAAGUAAUUCAACUACUUCGAUUGGAUCAGAAGGUUUUUCCAGUUUAGCUGCUGCUACCACUUCAACCAUUGAUUUAAGAAUUUCAAGUACUUCUGAAUCAGCAUCAUAUGUCACUCCUAUUGCUAAAUAUCUUAAUACUACCGUAUCAAGUUCAAUGGUUUCAGAAUCAAGCUUCGAUGAAUCAUCCGCUUCUUUGAGUAUUAUGAGUUCCAGUGUUGUUACUAGUGUUUCCGGAGCCUCUAGUUCCGCUGGUGCUUCAAGUUCUUUAAGUGGAUCCAAAUCUUCUUCAGAAUCAAGUUCAAGUUCAAGUUCAAGUUCAAGUUCAAGUUCAAGCUCUAGUCCUUCAUCAAUUGCUAAGAUUCCCUCCGAUUCAUCUGCUAGUGAUUUAUUCCAAGCUAUUUCAAAGAGUUCUCCAAAUUCUCUCUUCAAAAGAGAUGAAUUACCUUUGGCACUUCCUGAAAAUGUUGAAGAUGAUAUUCCUUUACAAACCAACAAGUUCUUCACUAAUUUGAUCUUGGGUGAUCAAACUGGUAUGAUUUGGUCUUAUCCUUAUGGUAUGUUCUGGAAGACUCAAGAUUACUACGGGUUUGGUAUUCAACACACCAAUAUCUCAGAUAGAAUCUUCGGUCCAAAGAAUGAAAAUAACGACGGUGAUUCAUAUUUCUACAAUCCUACAAACAAUCCUGAAGUCUUAAUCAGUGCCACUUCUUUAACUAAAGAUGACAAUUAUAUUGGUGUUUAUGAUGCCAAGACUAUGUCUACCACCGUUAAAUUAUCUGCUUCUUCAAGCAUUGGUGACAAUUAUGUUGAAAUUCCUAUCGUUCAAGGUAUGGGAUUUGUUACUUCCAUUUACCAUGGUAGUAUGACUCCAUUAAUCAACACUUUAAUUGGUUUCUCCGAUUUAUCACAAGAAAAGUCCGAUGCUUUACUGAAAAACAUCUUGAAAUAUAGAGCUACCUUAUUUACUGGUGUUCAAUAUCUUAUUUACGUUUAUGUUCCAAAUGGUGAAUCAUUCGAUUUAUCUGCUAAAGAUUCUUUCAAUCUUAAGGGUUCUAAAGCUGUUGAUGGAUUGAUCAUCCAAUAUGCUGUUGCUCCUACUUCAGGUAAUGACGGUUAUUAUGAUGAAGCUGCUGGUGCUUAUGCUGUAUCAGCUUCAUUAUCUGGUUCAUCUUCAGGUUCAUCAGCUACUUAUUCUUUCAAUUAUGAUGUUAAAGGUACUUCAUCUUCAGGUAAUACCAUGGUUUUUGCUUUACCUCAUCAUGUUGCUUCUAUCUCAGGUGAUUCUGCUUCAGCUAAAACCCCAAUUACUUUGUAUUCCACCACUAAAGGUAAAAUGACUGGUUUCUUAUCAAAUACUUUAACCAUGUCAGAAUCUAUCAAUUCAAACGUUGAUUUCUUACCAUGGGCUCCUGUCAUGUCUAAGGAUUUAAGUUACACCAAAGAUCAAUUGAAAUUAAUUGCUUCAACUGCUCAAGAUGAAUUGAAUGUCGAUAUUAAACUGACUGUUGCCGGUAUGAACUCCAAUUAUUUUUCAGGUAAAGUUAUUGAUAAGUACGCCAAUAUUUUAUUAGUCGUCCAUGAUAUUUUGGGUGACAAAGAUUUUGCUGAAGAUAUCUUAAGUGAUAUGAAAGAUGCUUUCAGUACUUUCACUAAAAACGAGCAAUAUUAUCCUUUGAUGUACGAUACUAGAUACAAAGGUAUUACUUCAACUGCUUCUCAGGGUGGUGAUACUGGUUUAGAUUAUGGUAGUGCUUAUUAUAAUGAUCAUCAUUUCCAUUAUGGUUACUUUGUUCAUGCUGCUGCCGUUGUUGGUUACGUUGAUAAAGAACUUGGUGGUUCAUGGGCUGAUGAUAAUAAAGAAUGGGUUAAUUCCUUGGUUAGAGAUGUUGCCAAUCCAAGUGAAGAUGAUGGAUAUUUCCCCGUUUCAAGAAUGUUUGAUUGGUUUGCUGGUCACUCAUGGGCUGCUGGUUUAUUCGCUUCUAAUGAUGGACGUAAUGAAGAAAGUUCAAGUGAAGAUUAUCACUUCUCUUAUGGUAUGAAAUUAUGGGGUAAAGUCAUUGGUGAUGAUUCUAUGGAGGCCAGAGGUGAUUUAAUGUUAGCUGUAAUGAACAGAGCUAUGAACGAUUAUUUCUACUUCAGUGAUGAUAAUGAUAUUGUUCCUGAUGAAAUUAAACCAAAUAAAGUCACUGGUAUUCUUUUUGAUAACAAAAUUGCUUUCACAACUUAUUUCGGUGAUGCCGAUACUUAUCCACAAUAUGUCCAUGGUAUCCAUAUGAUUCCAAUGACUGCUGCUGCUGCCUUAAUCAGAGGUACUGAAUACGUUAAACAAGAAUGGAAUGAAAAUAUCACCAAAUUCGUCAGUAAAUUGACAGAUGGUUGGGCCGGUAUUCUCAGAUUGAACCAAGCUUUGUUUGAUCCUGAAUCAUCUUAUGAUUUCUUCUCAUCAGAUGAUUUUAAAUCAACUUACUUGGAUAAUGGUCAAAGUAGAACUUGGUCUUUAGCCUUCUCUGGUGGUCUUUCUAACAGUGUUUAG